This is a messenger RNA of Neospora caninum, 5268 nucleotides long. Its product is annotated as Suppressor of variegation 2-10, isoform E,related. The transcript has 14 exons. Gene Ontology annotation, molecular function: zinc ion binding; SUMO ligase activity. Lineage: Eukaryota; Apicomplexa; Conoidasida; Eucoccidiorida; Sarcocystidae. The record is from RefSeq and is a predicted model, not a curated record. Bases 1 to 5268 code for a protein of 1755 amino acids. Gene Ontology annotation, biological process: protein sumoylation.
AUGUUGUCGAUUGAGCAACUUCACGCGCACACCUGCGCCGAGCUGGUGGGCAUGUGCCGGGAACUGGGCCUCCCGCACUCUGGCCGACGCAAGCAAGUCCUCGUUCAGGCGCUCUACGACUACCAGCGCUCGAACGGCGGCAUCCCCCCUCAAGUAGUCAGUCGCUUCGCGGGGCGAACCUCGCACGCUGCUUCCAGAUUCUCACACGCCCCGCAUGCGAUGCAGGCCCCGUCUGCACACGGACAAGGAAGCGCGUCGGCGCACGCGUACAUUCCUCCGUACUCCUCGCAAGGCUACCAGCAUUCCGCGGUGAAUUUGUACCCCCCCGCUGCGCCGCACCACGCUUCUGCCUACCACGCUGUCCACGCCGCGAGUCGCCACCAGACGCUGCUUGCGGGCGACGGUCUCGGGCCCCUCGCCAGGUCGCGCGGCGCAUUGGCGAACGGCGGGAACCAGGGAGCGUCGGAGGGACCGCAUGCAGGGGAUCGCGGCGGAUUCGGAGCCGGAAAAGCCGCGCAGAACGCAGGCGUCGCCUCCAGCGCCGGAAAUGAAAUGUUUGGGCGUUGCCUGUGUCGAGGCACGGUCGGGUCUGCCCCGCGCAAAGGCCAUACCCCGACUCUGAAGUGCAUCCUCUGCAACGCGUGGAAUCAUGCAGGAUGCUACCCAGCAGAUUACAAUACGCAAGAUUUCGUUUGCUCGAUGUGCCGAAUGAAGCGGCUCGAUCCUUUCUUCCCGGUUGCGGAAGUCCUCUGGGACUCGCGACUGGAGCAGAGCCACUACGUCUUGGAACUGAACACGCAGCAGCUUCGCAAGUGGCGAGCAGAAGGCAAGGAAGUGAUUGUCCGAUGCAUGCAAGUCGACAUCCAUCCUCUGUACCAGUCGUGGCCCAAGACCAUGAACAUCGUGGUCAACGGCAGAGUCGAGGAGACUGUAGCAGCGCCUUCUUGGGAGCAUAAGCGAAGAGAUAUGCCGAUUCCAAUAACGCAGUACCUGAAAAACAGCCGGAACCGAAUCGAAUUCACCUGGACGAACUACGACGAGCCGCAGGUGUUCCACAUCGGCGUCUUUCUCUGCGACUCCAGGACGCCAGACUCCCUUUCGAAGCAAGUUUGGCAAUGCGGCCAGCUGAACGAGCCGGAGGCAGAAAAACGCGUGCUGGACAUUAUCAACAACAGGACUGGGAACUCGGGCAAAUCUGACGAUUCCGACGAUGACGACGACGUCAUGUGCCUGGAAGUGACUCGCCGCAUCAAACUGCUCUGUCCAGUGACGUUCACGCGGAUCGAAGUCCCCUGUCGCGGCCGAGCGUGCAUGCACCUACAGUGCUACGACUUGGCGGGCUACCUCCUCGUCACGAAGAACACCAAGGCCUUCAACACGCGGUGGAAAUGCCCGGAGUGUCAUCUCUACGUGCGUCCCGACGAGCUCGUCAUCGACGGCUUCGUCCAGAAAAUCUUGUCGGGCACAGACGAAGACGCAACCGUCGUCGAGCUCCAGGCGGACGCGUCUUUCCGGGUUGUGACGGAAGACGAGUUAAAGGAGGAGUCCAAGCGAGCCGAGAAGCAACGCCAACUCGCCUCGGGUGGCCAGGCAGGAGGGAGCUCUCCGGAAGGCGAGCUCAAGGCUUCUCAAGAUGGCCCAGCAAAAAAAGCUUUUGAAGUCGUCGAAAUGCUGAGCGACUCCGACGAAGACGAGGCGGAGGCUUCAGGAAAUGCGACGCGGGAUGCCAGCGCGGCGCCCGCCUGCACGGCUCCAUCGUUUCCGGCCGCAGUCGCGCCCGAGGGCAGGCCGGGGUCUGUUGGCGCCCAACGAGCGGAGACUCCGAGCGUCUCACCGGCGAGUAGCGAGGCUAGCGGGCCUUCCCUGGCGUCGGACGGUAGCCCGCAGAGCGAGAGCGAGGCACCGGAGAAGCCUGCUACGCCGCUGACUCCGUCGAAAAUCCGAGAACGCUCAAGACUCGACGAUGACGACGGCCUUCCGCCGCAGGCUGCGAAGCGUUCUCGUCGCGUGGUUGUGUCGCCAGUUUCGUCGCCGACACCGCUCGCCGACCCGGCGGGGUCGUGUCCCUCGGCGCCGCCCGAUCUGUCGCUGCCGUCUCCGUCUCCAAAGGGCGACAGUACGGCCGCGCUGGCCAGUCCGGAGCCGUCGUCUGAAGGAUCGUCUGGGCCAGGCUCGGCGGGGAACUCCGAGAGUCCCUCGCGGACUCUGCCGGGGCCUCUGCGGCGCGAGGAACAGGCGAUCCUCGUUGUCCUUUCCUCGGACGACGACGGCGACUCACCGGGGCAGGCGGGCGCAGACAAAGAAAACCACGGCGAGGAAAGGAAGAGAGGCGCGGGAGGUCGCAGUCCAGAACCCGAGCGGAACGGCGGCCAGGCUCCCGGGCCGAGCCCUCUUUGCUUCAAGCAAAAGCAAGAGUUCCCGCCGCCUGAGCCGGCCACUGGGUCAGCGAACGCGACGGCCGCGGCGCUCGGCGACUCGAGCGGGGCGUUGCCUGCGGUCUCAGCGUUUCCUGGAGGGGGCGAGUCUGCAGCUUCUCGCGACGAGUCUGCAGCUUCUCGUGACCAGUCUGCAGCUUCUCGUGACGAGUCUGCAGCUUCUCGUGACGACUCAGCAACCGGCGGCACGGAGUUUCCUGGCUUCGCUCUCGUCCAAGGCUUACCGAACUGUGCCGCAGGCUGUCCUGACACCACGAGUCCUCGCACAGACCCGCUUCGGCCUAUGCAAACCGCUCUCGCCUCACCACAUUUCUCCCUUUUGGCCGGAGCGGCGGCGGACAACCCGAUUUCGGUGUCGGACUCGAGUGACGGAGAAGAGGGAUCCUGGCGAGAAGACGGCGAAGGCGCCGACUCUCAGGAGGGAGGCUCAGACUCGCAACAACAGGCCUCAUCAGACCCGCGCAAACAGGCGAGCGAAACCGAGCUCCCGCCUCCCUCUCUGUCUGACUCGUCGUCUUGUCCCUCAUCUUCCCAGACCGAGACUCUGUCUGCCUCGAGGCCGCCGCAGCCGCCUCUCGGCUCUCCGGGUUCUGCGCCCGUGUUCCCUUACUCUGCGCCUUCUUCCUCGCCACCGCCGGACAUGUCUCCCGCCACUUUGACCGGAGGCGCGGCGCCCCUCCCGGUCGCGUGGAGCCCAGAAGGCGAAAACACGGGCCGAGACGCGCAGUCUAAAGAUUUGCCCUGGCUGUCUUUCCCGCCGUCGAGGGGGGAGACCGCGCAUGCGGCGGCCUCGCGGUGGGGCUCUGACGCGCCUCCUGAGGGCGACUCGGGGGCGUCGCGCGCCUCUCGGCGGGGCCGAGACGGCGAACGCGAGGGCCACGCAGACGGCGGAAAGCGGCCGAGAAGCGCGUCGGAUCGCCCCGUCGCGGGCGUCCGGCGCGCACGCGCCCCAGUCGUCCCUCCGCCGCUCUUUCUGUCGCGCUCGAACGGGACAGGAGACGAAGGCAGGAAACUGCGGCAGCGGUCGGGGGAAGAAGGAAGGCGCCCGCCAGCAGGCCGCGGUGGAGACAGGGAGGCAGACGCUGAAGCGUCGGGCCCCGCUUCAUCAACUGCUGUGGCGAGUCAGUUGUCUCUUUCCGGUGUGUCGGCUUCGGACACUCUUGGCGGCUCUCCGCAACCCACCGGUCUUGGCGAGGCGCGUCCGUCGCCUCGGGCGUCUCCGCAAGCCGAUCCAGCUGCUUCAGAUCAAGAAAAUGCGGCCACAAACCGCCCUCAACUUUCGCCUUUUCCCGCGCCUCGCGGAGCCAGCGUCCUAGGCCGUCGGUCCACAGACCCCGCGCCGUCUCCGCCGGUGGCGGACGCCGCUGCCGUUCCUUUUCUGUCUCCGGCGCCCACCUCAGCCGGCGGCCCCGCGCCGGCUCUUCAGUCGCGGGGCCCUAAUCUAGGUGGCCUCUCUCUGCAUGCCCCCAGAGCAGCGGAUGAACAGGAGAGACUCGAGCGUCCAAGCGUGCGAGCUUCUCAGCCUGCGGCCAGUCCAGAAGACGAGUUCGGCCGAUCCAGCCCUACGACCUGCUCGGCUUCGCCUUCGCCAGGCGCGUCUGCGCCGUCACACGACGUUUGGCCGCACGCCUCGCCGCCUGCGUCUCUGUCUUCGAGCCGCGCAGGCGCCCUGCCCGUCCCUUCCGGCGGUGUCUCCUUCUCAGGGGCCAGCCUUCCGGGUUCGCCUUCUUCGCGAGCCUCCUUCCUGGCGCCGGCUGGGGCGGCACACGCGGGGCCUGAAGGCAGUCGGGGCGAGGGACUGGAGCCGGGCGAAGAGGAGACCGUCGCUUCCGGCGCUGGCGGGCCCGCAUACUCCCAAGAAGAAGAGCAAGAAGAGCUUCACCGCGAGCGGCUGCAGCGACAGAAACUGGAUGGGCAACUUCGGACUGAAGAGCUCCAAGGACGUCGCGGCGGCCUUUCGGGAGGCUGUGGCCUCGCCCCUCCGGCGCCCGCGCGUGCCGGCCUGCCUACCCCCGCCUUCGGUCCGUGUUCCGCGUCUCUCCAGCCUGCGCUAGCCGCGUCUCAAGGCCAGAAUGCCCCGAGCGUUCUCGUCUCCGGAAUCCACGCUUACCCGACUCGCACGCAGAACCCGGAGACGGCAGCGACGUACUCCGCCUCGGACUUUUUCGAAAACCCUUUUUUCUCGCUGCCUUCGGGCUUCCCGCCCGCUCCAGCGCAGAGUGGACCGGACUGUGCCUCUGCUGGCGAGCGGCUCGUGGAUGCGACUCAGCCCGCGCCGAGUCUGCGCGUCCCCGAUAACCUCGGCGAGAGGCAGCCGCCUGCCUUGUUCGCUGAGUCUCUGGAUCGCGAAAUGUUCUGGCCAGAGUUGAACUCCGUUCUGGACCUCGAGGGCGAAGCUCCACGGGCCCCGCGGACGCUCGGUGCCCUGUUGAGUGCCGACGCCCGAGCUCCAGCUUCGAUGCUUCCGGCCUUUUCGGCGACUGAGCGCUUCGCCCCUGCCCAGGCUGGCGGUCAGCCGAGCGUCUUCAGCGGCGAAGAAGAGGAGACUCGAACGGCAGAGCGAGGCGGCGAGAGGCCAGGCCGACGCGCGGUUUUGAGUCCUUCCGCGGAGCUCUCAGCCGGCGGCGACUCCGAGCUGAGAAGGGACAGUCCGGAAGGCGCGAUCCACUUCCUGCCUCAGAGUCCCCCCGCAGCCCUCGGCGCCUUCCCCGUCUCGGCGGCUCGGCCGUCGAUGGCGCCUGGCCUUUUCCGAGGCCGCGAGGACUUCGCGUUCGCGCAAGAGCGAACGGAGGCGGGAGAAAGCCAGAACAGAGCUCGGAGCGGCUUCCAGUGA